Messenger RNA from Panicum hallii, 1417 nucleotides. RefSeq names its product probable leucine-rich repeat receptor-like protein kinase At5g49770. Gene Ontology annotation, molecular function: protein kinase activity; ATP binding. Lineage: Eukaryota; Viridiplantae; Streptophyta; Magnoliopsida; Poales; Poaceae. Gene Ontology annotation, biological process: protein phosphorylation. The record is from RefSeq and is a predicted model, not a curated record. The transcript is spliced from 8 exons. The coding region runs from base 155 to 1291 and encodes 378 amino acids.
GCUCUCCGUUGGCCCUAGCUAGGAAGCCGGUGGCGGCGGCGCUGUUGAGCUGCAAGAGAGUUGAGAGUGUUCCGGAGCUCACUUGCUUCAUUGAUGAAUGCCGAAGCUAUAGAAGUCCCUGCUCGUUCCGAGGUUCGAUGCCCCGGUCGCCCGGAUGGCAUUGUCAACCCCGGUGGUAGCCGGCAUUGCGGCCGGCGCCGCCGCGUUGCUGCUGGCGGCCGUCCUGGUCGCGGCGUGGUUCGUCAGGCGGCGGCUCAGGGCGCGGCGUGACCGGAGCUCCGACACUGGCUCGUCCGAGGCUCCUCCCACGCUGGCGGAGUGGGGCCGGUUCGGCCGGACCUCGUCGGCGCCGGAGUUCCACGGCGCCAGGCAGUUCUCGCUGGAGGAGGUGGCGCACGCCACCAAGAACUUCGCCGAGGCCAACCUGGUGGGUGCCGGGAGCUUCGGGCUGGUGUACAAGGGCCUGCUUCUCGACGGCACCGUCGUCGCCAUCAAGCGCCGCGCCGGCGCGCCGCGGCAGGACUUCGCCGAUGAGGUCAGGAGGUUAUCAGAGAUCUGGCACCGCAAUGUCGUGACGCUGAUCGGCUACUGCCAGGAAGGGGGUCUACAGAUGCUGGUGUUCGAGUACCUGCCCAACGGCAGUGUGAGCGGCCAUUUGUACGACACCGGCAAGGAGCCCAUGACAAGGCUGGAGUUCAAGCAGAGGCUCUCCAUAGCCAUUGGAGCAGCUAAAGGUCUGAAUCACCUGCACACCCUGGCACCUCCGUUGAUCCACAGGGAUUUCAAGACGAGCAACGUCCUGGUCGACGAGAACUUCAUCGCGAAGGUGUCUGACGCCGGAAUCGACAGGCUGCUGCGAGGGUUUGAAGGCGCCGCUCCGCCGAAUGUCAGCGUCUACCAAGAUACAGAGUUACAUUCAUUGGCCCAACUUUCUGAAAGCAGCGACGUAUACAGCUUUGGGGUUUUUCUUCUGGAGCUGAUCACUGGCAGGGAAGCUGCCGGCUUAAUUCCACCAGAAUCCAAGGAACCUCUUGCUCAUUGGAUGGAGGCACAUUUCAGCUCGAACGAGCUGAUCGACCCCAGGCUGGGAGGGAGCUUCACAUCGGAGGGCAUGACGGAGCUGGUGGGCCUGGCAUUCCAGUGCCUGAGCCCCUCGGCGAGGCGUCGGCCCAGGAUGCGGCUGGUGGCGGCGGAGCUGGACCGGAUCCUGGAGAAGGAGAUGACCCUGACCACCGUCAUGGGCGACGGCACUGCCAUCGUCACGCUCGGCAGCCAGCUCUUCACGUCCUGAUCAGGACAGCAUCAGCAUUCAUCAAUCCAAGCGGAGCCAGGCGGUACAGACAGCACCGCGGAGGCGAGGGAGACAAGCUUUUGAAUGACGCGUACAUCUCGCCGCUCGGCUCCGGCACCGGGCGCG